UUGUCCAAUCUACGCGUAUUGCAAAAUGUACACGUAGGCAAAAUAUGCAAGCGCGUGGUUGAGCGAGACUUAACCUCGAUGGGUGCAUUCGAUGUCGACUACUUCCGGUAAACACGCGGAUCAGUAUUUGCUACGUGUGCAACAUUGAUUAAUAAAAUGAAAUAAAAAGACUGCAGUUUAAAGACAACAGGAUAAGACAAGAGAAAAUGCUAUGAUAGUCUGUUGACUCGGAUCCAGGGACAAAAAAACGUUUAUUGAAGAUUCACUGAUCAGAAUAUUGUGACUUUCACUUUCCGACGGUAGUAUGGAAUGUGUGAUUUUUGGACUCAAUACUCGUCAAGCAAUCAGAAAAUGUAGUAUGGGAUUUUCAGACAUGAGGAUUUUUGCUUCACUUUGACACAGUUGUCUGUGAAUGUUCGACUGUGCUAUGGAAUGCAUGAUUUUUGGGCUGAAUACUCAUCAAGCGAUCAGAAAAUGUAGUAUGGGAUUUUCAGACUUGAGGAUUUUUGCUUCACUUCGACAGUUUUCUGUGAAUGUCAGCUAGAACUACGCAGGUUUGAGCUGUUUAAGCAGCAAGAUACCACAACAUGCAAAGUCUUGCAUCUUUUUCGACUCUGAUUAACGUAAACACGAUUAUUUUUGAGUUCCUGUUAUAUGCCGUUUUAAGUGUUGGGGAUUUCCUGUUGGCAAGAGAGUAUGAAAAUCUUGUGUUUCGAAUCUUCACAGACAGUCUGACACAUGGAUUAGUGGGAUUCUUCUCCUGGGCAAUUGUAAUUGACCUUCGACCUCUGACCUCUACUCAAUGGGUCAGGGGCCUUCUUCAGUGUAUCAUAUGUAUGGGACUGUCUAUGGUGGUUGAUGUGGAUCAUGCUAUUAUGGCGAGAUCUCUAAACCUUAAUGAUCUAGUCUCGUUACCCAGCAGGCCGUACUUUCAUGCGACGACUAUCAUCAUCCCGAUCGCUGCAAUCCUAUGGACCCUGGGAGAUGUGUACAAAGACAGUUUCUAUGGCAUCAUGUGUCCUCUGUUUAUCACAGCCUGGUUGUCACACCAUCUAAGGGAUGCUACAAGACGUGGGUUGUGGUUACCUCCCUUUGGUAGCACUCCUCCUCUCUCACCAUCACUGUACAUUACCAUGAUGAUGAUACUCCCUGUAGCCGUGUUGUUUUUAUUGAGGAUGUCAAAAUCAAAUAUUGUUCAAACGGAUGCAGCUGUUGAUAUGGAUAUAUUGUAACUGAAUACUUGCAUCGAUAUUGGUGCUUUUUUUAUUAAUGAUUAGUCUUUUUGCCUAAUCCUGAUUUUCUGUGAUGGUUUGACUAUUAUUACUUGGAAAUUUUCAGGAGUUAUUGAGAUUUACAUCAAACCCAAAAUUAGAAAUAGAAAUUAUAGAUUUACCUCAGAAAGCUUUAAAUAAUAUUUGACCGUCUUCAUAUGACCCUGUCAUUUGUGAGGACGUUAAACCUCUUAAAAAAUACAAUAUUUGAAAACAUUUUAAAACUUACUAUAUUGCAGCCCCAUGUUGGUAUAUUUCCCUUUCUGUUCAUGAGUCAUCAGUUGAUUGAGAAAUUUGUGACAUUUUAUCCAAACUUAAUUGAAAGUAGUUAAGUGUAGUUGUCCAAGGAUCAAACUGUGUAUAAUUAGGAACAAAAAUAUUCUCAGGUGGCAAAUAUCUAGGACUUCAAAAAGAUUUCGGUUAACUUUAUGGCAGCUCCGCAAUACACCAAUUUCAUGUUUGUCAAAUAUUUAGAUUAUCCAGACCAAAUCAUCAAAAUGGUUAAAAGAAACCAUUUUCUGCAAUCAUUAACAGAUUUGUCUUACGUUAAACUUAUUCAUUAUUUUUCGGUCAACCCUUACAUUGUAUGUAGGGUAUGAUAUCACCCCUAGGGUAUAAUAUCUCUGUCACUCCUUAGGGUGUGAUAUCUCUGUCACUCCUUAGGGUGUGAUAUCUCUGUCAACC
Pecten maximus is the source of this 1955-nucleotide messenger RNA. Its product is annotated as transmembrane protein 267-like. The transcript has 3 exons. The coding region runs from base 588 to 1232 and encodes 214 amino acids. NCBI's taxonomy places the organism in Eukaryota, Metazoa, Mollusca, Bivalvia, Pectinida, Pectinidae. The record is from RefSeq and is a predicted model, not a curated record.